Molecule: messenger RNA, 2430 nt
Organism: Carcharodon carcharias (great white shark)
Lineage: Eukaryota; Metazoa; Chordata; Chondrichthyes; Lamniformes; Lamnidae
Exons: 2
Coding region: 549-1943 (464 amino acids)
Source: RefSeq, a predicted model, not a curated record
ACCGCAUGGGAACAAUGCCCAGUACUAAACAAUGUGUUGGACGAGUGCCCAACGCGGACUCAGUGAACUCGGCAAGUAGCGCAUAUAUAAGCCUGGAAAGUCCCCAGUUCGGGGAGUCUGCUCCGGGUUAAGCUAAUCGCCGAGCGUGGGUCACGGGCGGCACCUCCGCAGAACUGACGGCUCCCAGUUCCAGUAAUUCGUGGAAUCCGGAUCAUGGCAUGGUGGUGGGCCCUGAAUGUGCUAUGGACUGUUGGAAUCCUGGGUCGGAGUAUGUCAAGACCCGGGUCGGAAGAAACGAAACACAAUGCUGGUGCUCUGGGACAGAUCGUCAGCUGGGAAGCCAGUGACCAAGAGCGAAGGCAGGACAAUUUUACGUGCCCCUCCGGACAACGAUGUGACAUUAUGACUAUCACCAGCAAUUGCACGUUGUAUCGAUGCAAGGGCAGCUUUGAGGAUGCAAACACAACAGUGGCCCCGGGCUGCGCACUGACCAUUCACACCCGGGUGAAUAUGUGUUCCGAAGGACAGUGUCAUGAGGGUGGUAUUGAAUGGACUAUUAUUACCGCCAACGACGAAAUGAGGAUUACCAAUGGGACGCCAAUCACUGGCAGAGGCCCAAUGGACUGGUUAAUCAGGGGAGAGUCUGGCAUCCCAAAACAUCAACCACCUUCCGACUGCCAGUCAUACCCGAAUGUAACCCUAAACGGCGACGACGGGCAUGGUACGAUACCUUGUUAGGAGGGGCAGGGACAGUAAUGGGGAUAUCCAAUGCUAUAGACUCUGAAGUGACCCGUACUAAAUUAUCCAGUACGGGGCAAGCAACUGCACAAGGCCUGUACACUAUUGGCCGAUGGAUGCCGUCGGCCAUGAUGACGCAGGAAGAGACUGCACGAAUUUUGCUGCAUUCCUUAAAAUGGGAAUUGGACGUGUGGGAUUCGACUCAACGGCUGUUCCAAAAUUUUACUGUACAGAUGAACUGGACAAUUUGCGGUAUCCAAAUGCUGCAUGCACAUUUGCAAAAAGAACGAUUUUUACGAAUAGUCACUUCGCCUAAUGUUCAGGCCUGGCGAGGGGUGUGGAACGUAUCUGAGAAAUUAUGGAUGAACACCGAUCCGGACAAAACAUGGUGUAAUGCAACGCUGUGUAAAGGACAUUUUGUAACCUUGAAUGUAACUGAUUUUGUGACGGUGUGCCGAUAUUACGUAUUGCCGGUCAUUACAUCUGAUGGAUAUUACUUUCUCAAAACAAAAGGGAAUUGGUUCAGUCCGGACACCAAUCUUACCUAUGACUUGUCCGCGUGUGAGCAGGCGGAUCAAGGAAAGGCCUGUCUGUUGAUGGAUCGAUAUCGAGACCCGUGCCUUACAGAAGACACGGCUUUGUGUGAAUGGAUGAUUGAGGCACCCCGAGAUAUGAUGUGGCAGAUUGGUCCCCAUACGCUCUGUGUGGCCACUAGUCAUGCCCAUGCCUUACUCCCGACGACCCCUUUUUCAGGUUGCCUUACUGGCAUCUAUCGAUGGCGGUGGCAGAACCAUACUUACCUAUUGACCAAUUACAGCGGAACGCAACACCUCACCACUAUGCAGUGGCAGGUAUGGCUGCACCCUUGGAGUAUCUCGCUAGAGCGUUUUAAACAGGCCCUCGAUCGCUCGGAAGAGCUAAAGCAGAUAUUGCGACAACAUCAAAUCAAUGUUACCCGGGUGACUGUGUCCACCUUUAUACAUGGCCAAAAGGUAAUACACGCUGCUCAUGUAGUAGAGGUGGAAUCCGCCCAUCACUGGUGGGAUCUGUUCAAUGGGCUGUCAACUACGGCACGACGUUCCCUAUUUCCUCCGUUGUUCAUUUUAAUCGGAGUUUUAGUGAUUCUGACCUGUUGUAAUAUACUGACCUGUACGUAUGUUUGCCGUGUGCGGCAGCAACUGGAACAAAACAUGUACAUGUUAUAACAAUGUAUUGCUUAUUAUUAUGUAUUUGUAUAAUCGUUACAUGUAUUGGGCCAAUCAGUGGAAUGUAAUAUAAGGGGUUAACAUGGUGUCCCAAUACAUGCAAGAUUGGAUCCAGGCACCAGUUGACCUUGAACACAAGACGUUGCUAAGAGACUUCCUGUUAUCUACUGAAGGGAGUCGGAGCCGAAACCGCAUGGGAACAAUGCCCAGUACUAAACAAUGUGUUGGACGAGUGCCCAACGCGGACUCAGUGAACUCGGCAAGUAGCGCAUAUAUAAGCCUGGAAAGUCCCCAGUUCGGGGAGUCUGCUCCGGGUUAAGCUAAUCGCCGAGCGUGGGUCACGGGCGGCACCUCCGCAGAACUGACGGCUCCCAGUUCCAGUAAUUCGUGGAGUAAGUAUAUAGCCAAUUAUGCCAGACCCGUUGUGAGUAUCGGACCUGGUUUCUAUCCUAUGUAGGCUAGGUAGGAAACAAGCAAAAUAAAAUAA